This is a messenger RNA of Phyllostomus discolor (pale spear-nosed bat), 2423 nucleotides long. Its product is annotated as olfactory receptor 51B2. Gene Ontology annotation, biological process: G protein-coupled receptor signaling pathway. NCBI's taxonomy places the organism in Eukaryota, Metazoa, Chordata, Mammalia, Chiroptera, Phyllostomidae. Bases 177 to 1115 code for a protein of 312 amino acids. The record is from RefSeq and is a predicted model, not a curated record. The transcript has a single exon. Gene Ontology annotation, cellular component: membrane. Gene Ontology annotation, molecular function: G protein-coupled receptor activity; olfactory receptor activity.
AAAAGACCAACAUUCCUCAUCUCAAAUAAUACCUGAAAAUCUUUAAUAAUCAUAGCAAUUAAUUAUUCCCAACUAUGGAGAUUGUGACUGAGUCUACCAUGAUAUUUUACUACUGAAAUAUCUGGGUUCCUUGAUUGAAGACUUCUAGAAAGUUUCUCUUUACUUGUGGAUAUACUAUGUGGCCCAAUGUUAGUGAUGCUCCCUUUUUGCUGACAGGCUUCCCAGGCCUGGAGGCCGCUCAUCACUGGAUCUCCAUCCCCUUCUUUGCUGUCUAUUUCACUGUGCUUCUUGGCAAUGGCAAUCUUCUCUACCUCAUAAAGGAGGACCACAGUCUCCAUGAACCCAUGUACUAUUUCCUUACCAUGCUGGCGGGAACAGAUCUAAUGGUGACAUUGACCACAAUGCCAACAGUAAUGGGUGUCUUAUGGAUGAAUCAUUGGGAGGUGAGCCAUGGAGGCUGUUUUCUGCAGGCCUACUUUAUUCACUCUCUUUCCAUUGUAGAAUCCGGUAUCUUGCUUGCCAUGGCCUAUGACCGCUUUAUUGCCAUUCGCAAUCCCUUGAGAUACACUUUCAUUCUCACCAAUACUCAAGUGGUAAAGUUAGGGAUAGGGGCUUUUAUGAGGGGUUUUAUAUCCAUUAUACCUUUAAUCGUGAGUCUUUUUUCAUAUACAUAUUGCCACUCUCAUGUUCUCUCUCAUGCUUUCUGUCUUCACCAAGACGUCAUGAAACUUGCCUGUGCUGACAUAACUUUCAAUAGAAUUUACCCGAUAGUCCUGGUUUAUUUAACAUUCUUCUUAGACUGUUUGAUUAUUCUUUUCUCCUAUAUCCUAAUUCUUAAGACUGUCAUGAGCAUAGCCUCUGGUGAAGAGAGAGCCAAAGCCCUCAGUACCUGUAUUUCUCACAUCAGUUGUGUCCUCGUCUUCUAUGUAACUGUGAUUGGUCUGUCAUUCAUUUACAGGUUUGGGAAAAAUGUGCCAAAAGUUGUCCACAUUAUAAUGAGCUAUGUUUACUUUCUUUUUCCUCCUUUAAUGAAUCCUAUCAUUUACAGCAUCAAGACCAAACAAAUUCAACAUGGCAUUCUUCGCCUUUUAGCUAAACAUAGAUUUAGAAGCUAAACUCUGAUGUGAAUGAUUGCCCAGGGAAGAAAGUGGGGAUCAGAGAUUUCUCUGAAUUGAGAGCAAAGAUACUGAACAAGGUCUCUAAAUCUUCUGUGGCAACCUCUACUUCUUCAAAUGACAUUAUGAGGCUCGUUAGGGGUCUGCUCUUGACUUCAUUGAUUUGCCAUUUAUUAAUUUCAUGGGUUGAUUUGUUUGUCAUUAUAAUGUGUUUUUCUCCCUAAUGCUAAGUAGAGGAUAAAAUACUCCUAAUACUUAUGGAAGAUUAAGUAUAAUCUGAUAUUAUGGUUUUUUUGAAUUUUAAUUAUUUUUUAUUGAUAAACCCCAUAGAUUUUGGCAAUUGUUUUAGCUUGCUGUGUACUUUUACAUGUCUAUCUUUAAACUUCUUUACUUAUUGUCCUAGCAGGAUAUUAAUACUAUCCUAAUUUAUUUGUGCUAGUAUAUUAUGAUAAAUGAAUCCUAGUAAGCCUUCAAUAUUGUAAAUAUUUUCAGUUUUUGUAUUUGUGUGUAUAUAUACAUAAUAUAAAAUAUUUUGUAUAAAUAAUUUUAAUUAUAUUUGUUUUGUUAAGAUUUUGAGGCCAUUUGAUAAAGGCCUCCCUGAUGUCAUAUUAAAUUAUUUAUUUUAUUAUAUUUUGCAUAAUAUCUUUUUACACAUUCUAAUUUAUAAUGGGUUAAUAUUUGGAGAAAAGCCAAUCAGUCCUCAAGGGAGUAUAACUAGUUAUUCAGUGAACUGAUUUUUAAGUUAUGAGACAGGAAUAAUACUAAAGGAAAAUUUUCUAACUGCAAGCAAGCAGGUAUAAAAUAUCGCCUAUGCAGAACACAAUCCACUGGGGUGUCAAACAUCAAAGAAACUUCAGGUUAUAACAAUCCCUUAGACUAGUAACAAAAAUGUAAAGAACAAACUGCUUUGAGGAUGUGGGUCUCAAAAAAGAUCACACUGAGAUUGAGAUAAAAGAAAGGUUCCCUGAGGAAGGUUCCUUAAGCUGAGAUCUGGGGGUGGAUUAGAAAUUAACUCUUGAAAAUAGGCAUAAGGAUAUUUUAAGAAGAAAGCAGUAGGCAAGGAAGUUGUAGAGAUGGAUCAUGGAAUCUUUUAAAAAUGUGGCUGACACAAAGAGGGUGAUAGUUCUAAGGAGAGGCUGGGGAGAAGAAGGGUGUUAAAAUCAAUAGCAUUUUCUUGGCUGUUGCUAGGGUCUGCACAUCUAAAGCGUCCUGGGAAGGUACUGAAGAGUUCCAAGCAAGGAGUGACAUGAUUUCAGUGAUAUUUACCAAUUAUAAGUUCACAUACUAUGUGGAUUCAAGUGAGACAAG